Molecule: messenger RNA, 3792 nt
Organism: Cavia porcellus (domestic guinea pig)
Lineage: Eukaryota; Metazoa; Chordata; Mammalia; Rodentia; Caviidae
Product: zinc finger protein 431
Exons: 5
Coding region: 1-2571 (856 amino acids)
Biological process (GO): regulation of transcription by RNA polymerase II
Cellular component (GO): nucleus
Molecular function (GO): RNA polymerase II cis-regulatory region sequence-specific DNA binding; DNA-binding transcription factor activity, RNA polymerase II-specific
Source: RefSeq, a predicted model, not a curated record
AUGGUAAUUUUGGCAGAAGCUUUAUAUGCAGGGGAGACAAAUCCAUAUCCAGAAUAUGUGUCUAUAACAGUAAUGGUAAAGCACGUCCUUCUAUUGUGGAAGUGGUUCAAUAUAGCCAAUCUGCCACCAGGUCAUGGGUUAGUCACCCUGGAGAAUGAUGCCAUAUCAGGGACUCAGAGUGGCCCGAGGGUGGACAGCCGUGUUUCCGGGCUUCAGAGUCCAGAUCCUGAGCGCAGUGCUGAGAAACGCCCUGCUGAGUACCCCCUGGCUGUGCGAUUUCCGGCCGCUGCAGGCUGCGUGGGAAUCCCGGGAACCUCCUGCCACGCAAUGAAAGUAGUGACCUUUGAGGAUGUGGCUGUGAAAUUCACCAUGGAGGAAUGGGCUUUGUUGGAUCCAUCCCAGAAGACGCUCUACAGAGAUGUGAUGUGGGAAAACUUUAAGAAUGUGACCACUAUAGAAAGAAACUGGGAUGACCAGCAAAUUGAAGAUGAGUACAAAAAUUACAGGAAAAUCCUAAGAAAUGCAGAGGUAGAUAAAUGCUGUAAAUAUAAAUUAUGGUAUCAGCGUGAAGAAAUGCUUGUUAGGACUCAUGAUAUAAAUGUGCACACAAAACUCCUUGGUACAAGACCAGAUGAAAGCCUUGAAUGUGGAAAGCCUGUGUUUCGUCCCUCAUCACCAACCACGCCCAUCAUACAUGACACUGGACUCAAAUCAUACGAGGUCCAUGGAUUUGAACAGAAGUUCUCUAAUUGUAGCAGACAUGGGAAUACCUCUGCUGGCUUACAAUCCAUUCAGAAACUUGCAAAGACAAAUCCUGAAGAAAAACCCUAUGGAUACAAGCAAUGUGGAAAAUCCUUCUCUGAUUACAGUGAAGAAAAUAAUUCUGAAGAGAAAUCCUUUGCAUAUAACCAAGAGGCGAGAGCCUUCAGUGCACCCAACUAUUUUCAAAUCAGGACAGGAAAUCAUAAUAGGGUGAACACUUCUAUAUAUGUACAAUGUGGCAAAGGUUUGAAUUCUUACCAUGAUGUUCAGAACCAUGAAAGAACUCACACUGAAUCCAAAUCUGAUGUACAUCAACACCAUUGGAAAUCCUUAAAUAAUAACACACCAUUAGGCAAUCAUAAAAUAACUCACACUAUGGAACAGCCCUAUGCAUGUAACCAAUGUGGCAAAGGUUUCAGCACACAGAAUUAUUGUCAAAGUCAUGAACAAACUCACAAUGGGGAGAAAUCUUAUGUGUGCAAGCAUUGUGGGAAAGCUUUCAACAAACAGAGUCUUUGUCAAAGACAUGAACGAACUCACCUCGGGAAGAAAUCCUAUGUUUGUAAGCAGUGUGGGAAAGCUUUUGGCACACAGAGUCAUUGUCAGAGACAUGAACUGACUCACAGUGGGGAGAAACCUUAUGUAUGUAAGCAGUGUAAGAAAGCUUUCACCACAUAUAGUUCUUGUCAAAGACAUGAAAGGACCCACACCGGGGAGAAACCCUAUGUAUGUGACCAGUGUGGGAAGGCUUUUGGCACACACAGUGUAUAUAAAAUUCAUGAAAGGAUUCACAGUGGGGAGAAACCCUAUGUAUGUAACCAAUGUGGUAAAGCUUUCAGCAGGCACAGUGAAUGUAAAAUACAUGAAAGAAUUCACACUGGGGAGAAGCCCUAUGUAUGUAAGCAAUGUGGGAAAGGGUUCAGCACACAGAGUCGUUGUCAAAGACAUGAAGAAACUCAUAGUGGGGAGAAACCCUACAUAUGUAAGCAAUGUGGGAAAGCUUUUAGGACCUACAGUCAUUGUAAAACACAUGAAAAGACCCACACUGGGGAGAAACCUUACCUAUGUAAGCAAUGUGGAAAAGCUUUCAGGACACAGAGUCUUUAUAAAAUGCAUGAACGAACUCACACUGGAGAGAAACCUUAUGUGUGCAAGCACUGUGGGAAAGCUUUCAGUACACACAAAAAUUGUCAAAGGCAUGAAAAGAUUCACACCGGGGAGAAGCCCUAUGUAUGUAAGCAAUGUGGGAAAGCUUUCAGUAGGCACAAUGAAUGUAAAAUACAUGAAAGAAUUCACACUGGGGAGAAGCCCUAUGUAUGCAAGCAAUGUGGGAAAGCUUUCACCACACACAGAUACUGUCAAGAACAUGAAAGAACUCACACUUGGGAGAAACUGUACUUAUGUAAGCAGUGUGGGAAAGCUUUCACCACACACAGCUAUUGUCAAAGACAUGAACGAACUCACACCAGUGGUAAACCGUGUGUAUGUAAGCAAUGUGGGAAAGCUUUCAGGACUCAGAGUCUUUAUAAAAUACAUGAACGAACUCACACUGGAGAGAAACCAUAUGUAUGUAAACAAUGUGGGAAAGCUUUUAGGACACACAGUCAUUGUAAAACACAUGAAAGAACCCACACUGGGGAGAAACGAUAUGUAUGUAACCAAUGUGGGAAAGCAUUCAGUAGGCACAGUGAGUGUAAAAUACAUGAAAGGACUCACACUGGGGAGAAGCCUUAUGCAUGUAAACAAUGUGGGAAAGCUUUUAGCAGGCACAGUCGAUGUCAAAGACAUGAAAGGAAUCACGCAGUGUAGAAACCUUGUGUGUGCACUGACAUGAAAAUACGGUGCAGAGAAGCCUUUGUAUGCAAUAUUUUUAAAAAAUCUUUCCUGGUACAGUGGUUCACACCUGUAAUCCCAAUACUUAGGGGUCUGAGGCAGGAGAAUAACUGAGUUCAAGGCCACUCUUGGCUAUAUACGGAGUUCAAGGCCAGCAUGACCUACAUAUCAAGACCGUGUCUCAAAAAACAAAGAAAAAACCCCUCAGUACAGAGGCAUAUUUGAAAAAAAAUAGGAUAGAGAAUCUGAACAUAUGUGAACAAUGUGAAAAAUUUUUAUUUUUCUCAAUGCAUUCAAGUUCAUGAAGGAAUUCACAUGAGAGGGAAGCCAUUAAAUAUGGAAAACCCAUCUUUUCACUUGAAAAUAAUGAAAGAAUCCUCACUGAAGAAAAAACCUUUGUAAAUAAUGUGUGAAAACUUUGAUUUUCAUAAGAUCAGAAAAAUGUACAAACUGUAAAUGAGAUUUAGAGUAAAUCCUGAAUGUGAGAAAGCUAGGAAUCAGUGACAGAGAGAGGUAUGUUAGUGAGAAACACUUAUUUCAAAGCACACAUCCAGAGACAGUCUUCCUCCAAAAUAUUAAUGGGUUAAUGUAUUGGUGAGGUUGAAAAUUGUAUAAUAAUCUUGAAUUCAAUAUAAACAGCACAUUGCAUCCAAGUCUUCAGUACAUGGCCUUCAAGGGACAUUUUACAUGCAAACCACUGACUUAGUUGAAUGGGAAAGUAAAUUCAUAAAUAAAAUGAAAUUUUAUUGAGUCUUAAAAAAUGCUUCAUUUCUGACUGUAGUUUGACCAAGAGGCCAUUACAUGAAAUAUGCCACACGUAGGCUAAGUAAAUCUUCACUGUAUUUGUUUUUAGUAACAAUGAAGAACUUUAAAGAAGCAGAAAGUAGUGAUGAUUGCCAUGUAUGUAGGUGGAAAAGUUGAGUGAUGCUAGUGAGAAAAUAGUGUUUCUCUUGUAGAGUACAAUUGGCAUAUGUCCCAUCGUGACUACAGUGAUUGACACAGUGACACAUAGCAUUAAUUUGCAAGAAGUUGUUUUUAGCGUUUUCUUCACAUACCCAAAGGUAAUUGUCUUAGGUGACACAAAGGCUACCAAUGAAGAAUGUGGUAAUUUCACAAUAUAAACAAUAACACAUUGCAUUGUAUGCUUUUGACAUUUUAAUUUUUUGUUUAAUGAAUACAAUUAAAUUUAGCAAAAAU